ACGAAGCCACGAAGGUCAGAAAGCGACGCGGCCGAGGAGAGGUUUCGGAUUCUCGAGAUCGACGGGAAGAGACCAGAAACUGACGGCGAGCAAUAGCAUACUGGAGGCGAUCGGGCGGCUCACCGGCGGCGAGAUGAAGGCGGUAGAGGGUGGGCGGGUGAAGAUCGUGGUACGGAGGGAGGAUCUGAAGCAGGUGCUGGAGGCAAUCAAGGACGGAGACGAAGAAGAAGAUGACGCAGGGAAAGGCAGGCGAGGUCGUGCGAUUAAAGUGAGAAGGGACUGUCCUUAUCUUGAUACUGUCAAUAGGCUGAAAAGGGCCUGGGGCUCGCUCCCGUCCGUGUCAGAUCAAUCCCUUGUUUUAAACCUAACUCCUCACUUCACUCGCUACUUACGCCGCCGUAAAAACACAAAGAAAAAUGGCCUCAAGAGAACCCUCCAAGAAAACGAGCCCGUCCCAGAAAACCCCAUAUUAUCUUCCAAACGCGCCCGAGAGGGGGCGAGAAGAAAGAGAAGAAGGAGAAGAAGGACCAGAGUGUGGAGCCACGAUGACGAGGUGACCCUGCUUAAAGGAAUGAUCGCUUUCAGGGACGACAUGGGCCGGGACCCGAGCGCCGACCUGACGGCCUUUCACGAUUCCAUCAAGGAGAAGCUGAAGGUUGUGUUCUCGUGGCUCCACACUCUGGUAAUGCACCCGCCUGGGGCCUCCACGAUCUUCUCCUUCUUCUCCUUCUCGUCUCGGGCGCGUUUGGAAGAGAACUUGGGGGUUUCUUAG
Molecule: messenger RNA, 772 nt
Organism: Striga hermonthica
Lineage: Eukaryota; Viridiplantae; Streptophyta; Magnoliopsida; Lamiales; Orobanchaceae
Source: the annotation of a GenBank genome assembly